Messenger RNA from Nipponia nippon (crested ibis), 1788 nucleotides. The record is from RefSeq and is a predicted model, not a curated record. Lineage: Eukaryota; Metazoa; Chordata; Aves; Pelecaniformes; Threskiornithidae.
AUGCCCAUCAGCAGUGGCAGAGGUCAUGUAGGUGUUGCUGUCCCUCCCAAACUGAAGAAACUGAAAAGCCCAAACGUUCAUGUCGGUGAAAAGAUUUCACUGAAAUGUGAGGCAACUGCUGGAAACCCUCAACCGUCCUACAAAUGGUUUAAAGAUGGCAAAGAGCUGAAGAAGAGCAAGGACAUCCGGAUCAAGUAUGGGAAUGGGAAAAAGAUUUCCAGACUGCAGUUCAACAAGGUGAAGCUGGAAGAUGCUGGGGAGUACAGCUGCGAAGCGGAGAACGUUUUGGGGAAAGACACCGCAAAAGGCAGCCUGAAUGUGAAAAGUGUAACCACAACUCUCUCCUCCUGGUCCGGGCAUGCUAGAAAAUGCAACGAAACAGCCAAGUCCUAUUGUGUCAAUGGUGGCGUAUGCUACUACAUCGAGGGGAUUAAUCAGCUGUCUUGCAAAUGUCCAAACGGAUUCUUCGGACAGAGAUGUUUGGAGAAACUGCCUUUGCGAUUGUACAUGCCAGAUCCUAAGCAAAAGCAUCUUGGAUUUGAAUUAAAGGAAGCAGAAGAGCUCUACCAGAAAAGAGUUUUAACCAUCACGGGAAUCUGUGUUGCCUUGCUUGUGGUGGGCAUCGUCUGUGUGGUAGCUUACUGUAAAACCAAGAAACAAAGAAAACAAAUGCAUAAUCAUUUACGGCAGAACAUGUGCCCUGCCCAUCAGAACAGGAGCCUUGCAAAUGGGCCCAGCCAUCCACGUUUGGAUCCUGAGGAAAUCCAGAUGGCCGAUUACAUUUCUAAGAAUGUUUCUGCGACCGAACAUGUGAUCCGAAGGGAAACAGAGACAACGUUUUCAGGAAGUCACUCCUGCUCCCCAUCUCAUCACUGCUCCACAGCCACUCCAACGUCCAGCCAGAGACAUGAAAGCCACACCUGGAGCUUGGAGCGGACAGAGAGCCUGACUUCAGAUUCCCAGUCUGGGAUAAUGCUGUCCUCAGUGGGAACCAGUAAAUGCAACAGCCCUGCGUGUGUGGAGGCACGGGCUCGCCGUGGGGCUGCCUUCUGCAUUGAGGACUCGCGGAGGCCCAUGACGCAGUAUCGUGACUCGGUGGAUUCUCUGCGGGACUCACCGCACAGCGAGAGGUACGUGUCGGCCCUCACCACACCAGCACGCCUGUCGCCUGUCGACUUCCACUACUCGAUGCCUGCGCAGGUGCCCACCUUCGAGAUCACCUCCCCCAACUCAGCGCAUGCCGUCUCCCUGCCGCCGGCGGCCCCCAUCAGCUUCCGCGUGGAGGAACAGCAGCCCCUCCUGCGGCGGUACCAGCUCCACUUCCAGGACACGCAGAGGUACGACAGCUACUACCAAAGGAAGACCUACCUAAACGACAGCAUGGGGAGCCUGCCCUCCAGCCCCUUCCGCAUCACGGAGGAUGAUGAGUACGAGACGACGCAGGAGUAUGUCACAGCGCUAGAGCAGCCAAAGAAAACAGCCAGCAGCAACAGGCGGUGGAAAAAAUCCAAACUGAACGGGCACGUCCCUCACAGAGCCAGAGCCGUCCGGGACUCCUUCUCCUUGAGCAGCGCCUCUUACAGCGAGUCUGAUGAGGAGCUGGUGGCCGAGAGCACCCCCUUCCUAAGCACUCAGAACAAUGAGGCGGCGCACACAGAGUCGCCCCCGCUCCACCGGCCAGGUGACAGCCGGACUCACUACUCCUGCAGCAGACACAGCGCUCACGGGGAGAGUGGGCGCAGCAGCCUGGUGCACACAACGCCCAAACCGGACCCGGAUCCUCUCUAG